This is a messenger RNA of Patiria miniata (bat star), 2028 nucleotides long. Its product is annotated as carbonic anhydrase-like. NCBI's taxonomy places the organism in Eukaryota, Metazoa, Echinodermata, Asteroidea, Valvatida, Asterinidae. The coding region runs from base 152 to 1027 and encodes 291 amino acids. Gene Ontology annotation, molecular function: zinc ion binding; carbonate dehydratase activity. The transcript is spliced from 8 exons. The record is from RefSeq and is a predicted model, not a curated record.
CGUGAUGCACCAAAGUCAACCCUCGAUAUUUAGGGAGCACCGGUCCGGGUGCCAGGCGCCGUAUAAAACCCGAUGAGCUCGGCGGGUGAUUUUCAUUAUCAUCACUUUUUAAGCGCAACUAGAUCGGAGAAGUCUGGCACACGUUGCAAGCAUGGAUGUGCUAUUGUUCGUCUCAGGAUUAUUUGCUAUCAUUCCAUUUGUCCAUACAGUACCAUGGGGCUACCCUGAAACAAAGCCCGGCACCGAUUACUGGCCCAAGAUUUUCCCGUCUUACUGUUCUGGCCUCGCCCAAUCACCGAUCAACAUUGUACCGAGCGCCGCUGAAAAGAUGACCCCGGCCUCGUUUGAAUUGACAGGAUUCAACUCGACCCCGCCCAGAGGGGCUAGGAUCACUGUGCAGAACAGCGGACUGAGUGCUCAGAUCAAGAUGACUGGCGAUUACAUGCUGAGUGGGGGCAAUCUACCGGGUCGCCAGUACCGUGCGGCUGGUAUCCAUUUCCACUGGGGGAGCACCAACACCCAAGGCUCGGAGCACACUGUGGAUGGAAGACAAUUCCCUGCUGAGAUGCACCUUGUGACCUACGACACGAGGUUUGCGUCCGUUGGCGAGGCUGCGUACAAGGUUGACGGACUCGCAGUUCUAGGAUUUUUCCUCGAGGUUCAGACAGCGGACAAUCCGAGCUUUGUGCCAUUCUUGACAGCUCUUUCGAGGACAACAUACGACGGCAGCACCGUCAACCUCGCGGUCCCGUUCCCGAUCGCUAGUUUGUUUCCAAGUACCAGCAUUAUGCAGCCAUAUUUCCGGUACCGGGGGUCGCUCACCACGCCGACGUGUAACGAGGUCGUCACAUGGACGGUGUUCAAAAUGCCGAUUAGAAUUUCACAGAGACAGCUCAACGUCUUCCGUUCGCUUAGGGAGAACGCCGCGGGCACAUUUCCUGACAUCCCGAUUGCGGACAACUUCCGGCCACCCCAGCCGCUGAACGGCCGAAUAGUCUACCAUUCGGCCGGUAUGUUACGCGUCUAGCCGUGGAAAAAGGAGGCCGCCAUGUUCAAUCCCGUUAAUAAUCGAUUUGACGAUCCAUGCGUUUGUCUGUUAUUUUUGCACCAACCAUUAACACUCACAGUGAUGGCUUUUAUUCGUAUAACUUACGUUAUAUUUAGGCUACUGAUAAAUUUCAUUGGAGCUGGUAUAUCACGUGACUCGUUUUUGUUGGAAAUCAAUAUACUCUGUGUUGGUUAUCUCACCAGUGAUUGUCAUGUCGAUCAGAUUCAAAAGAAGGCACCUUCCGAAGUAAAGAAAUUCAAAAUACCAAGGUGGAGAAUUCAUGCAUUAUUUUAGAAAAUUCACUUCGUAGUACCAAAUACCACGAACUGUUUUUCUUUAACAAACUGUAUAUACACAAGACUUUGUUAUAAUAAUAUGCGGAAUGGAAAUGUCCAGUAAAAUGUCCAUUAUUUUCAAUUCUACUUUUUUUUUCACAAAAGAACCAUAGGAUUAACAACGGUCCCAGGUGAAAUUAACCCAAAUAACUACGAAUCCAAAACUCCACAAAACAGGAUGCUUAACGACAGUGUAGUUCCUGUGUCGUAAGGAAAAAGUUCACCCUUUCAAUGUUUUGUUAGGGGUCAGGGAUAAACAUAGGUUUAGGUAACUAUUUAUGUAGUGUGUUUCCAAUUUUUUGAAUACAAUGUAUAUUGGACAAGAAUUCUAAAUGAAGCGUGAAAAUAACCUUAUUUUUUUCAAAAUUCAUUAUGGAUGUCUUCUUUAAUUGUAUGUUUUUAAGACAAAUAUUGAUAAUCAAUUUUUCAUGCACGAUUUAACAAGUAAUUUGCACUUUAUAACUUGUAAAUAAAACGCACAAAAUUGUAUCAAUGCUUGUUUAUUUAACAUGAUGAUCUAUUUUCUCGUACUGUAGCUACUGUAUUAAUUGUCUUCGCUGAAGUCCAAAUGCUUAUUACAUGUAACAGGAAAUAAUAAUCAGCCAAACGUGUACAUUAAAGGGCAGGCCCCAUGGAACAGCUGAA